AACUCUGGGAGGGCUCAUGCCAAGGAGUACUUCCCAGAACUUCUGCUGCCAGUGUCCUUGUCCUCAUGGUGAGACACAGCCACCCCCCGCCUCUGCAGGAGACCCUCCAACACUAGCAGCCCAAGAUGAAGAUGAAAGGACUGUUCUUGCUGACAACAAGUGUAAGUGUGCCCGGAUUACUUCCAGGGUCAUCCCUUCUGCUGAAGAUCCUAGUCAAGACAUUGUGGAGAGAAACAUCAGAAUUAUUGUUCCUCUGAACAGCAGGGAGAAUAUCUCUGAUCCUACCUCACCCCGGAGAACCAACUUUGUGUACCAUUUGUCCGACCUCUGUAAAAAAUGUGAUCUUACAGAAGUGGAGCUGGAUAAUCAAGUAGUUACUGCCACCCAGAGCAAUAUCUGUGAUGAAGACAUUGAGACUUGUUACACUUAUGACAGAAACAAGUGCUAUACAAACAGGGUCCCACUUAGCUAUGGUGGUAAGAUCCAAAUGGUGGAAACAGCUUUGACCCCGGAUUCCUGCUAUCCUGACUAAUUUAAGUCAUUGCUGACUGCACAACUCCUUAUCUUGAAAGGCUCUCCAUUUUGAUUCCAGGUAGUUAAUAUAUUUACUACCAAUGAAUUUGAAACCAUGAUUUUUUUUUUUUGGAUAAUAUAAAACUAACUACCCCACUCCUCCCCACCCCCCUGCCCCUGGGCAAAUAACUGAAAUAGUAGCAUUGUUAUUUUUUAAGGUAAAUUUCUAGCAUUUAAAAAAAUAGACAAGGGGAGAAAAUAAAACUCAAAAGAGUAAAAAUCAGGAGACAUAAUUAAAUUUUGCCUUUUUUUUUUUUUGGCUUUGCCCUGGAGAGCCUGAGCUUUUGCACAUUCCAUACUAUUCUCUUUAAAAAAAGUAUCACUGUGCAGAGAAAAUUUAUAUGUAAAUAUAGGUCAAUUGUUUGUCUUCAUUAGAAAAAUAAUAAUUGGAAAACAUGUUUUGGAAAUAUUCAUAAAACAAUUUAAAAUGGGAUCUCUAAUAUUUAUGAAACCAAUUAGCUGAAAGUGGCAUAAUUAAGUGUAUAAUUGAAAAAUAUAUUUUGAUAUAACAGAUUUGGGAGCAAAUGA
Molecule: messenger RNA, 1101 nt
Organism: Eubalaena glacialis (North Atlantic right whale)
Lineage: Eukaryota; Metazoa; Chordata; Mammalia; Artiodactyla; Balaenidae
Gene: JCHAIN
Product: joining chain of multimeric IgA and IgM
Exons: 4
Coding region: 17-532 (171 amino acids)
Biological process (GO): humoral immune response
Cellular component (GO): pentameric IgM immunoglobulin complex
Molecular function (GO): immunoglobulin receptor binding
Source: RefSeq, a predicted model, not a curated record